AUGAGUCCUAAAGGGAUCUCAUUUCCAAUGCAAGAUCCCAAAGAGAAGAAUAAGGCAGCAAUUCAUCCUAGUGGCAGCCUGGAAAACCAUAAUGGAGCAAAGAGUACAAGAUUGAAUCCUGCUACAGUUUCAAAGCAAGCCUCCAUAAAAAGGGGAGAGUCCCAAGUAGUAAAUUCUUGCUCGCAAAAUCAAAAAAAAGUGCCGCCUUUUCCCUCCAAAGGAUCAGUGCAGUCUUCCUCCUCGACAAUAAAGAAGCCUAUUAAUCAUGUCCAGCAGUUGAAGAAACAACAAAAGGUGCAAAUAAUCAAGAAUUCAAAGCCUGAAGCAAGUUCUCAACUUCGUCAUCUUAAAAGGAAGAAACCUGACGACUCCGUCGAUGCUAGAGCCGUUAGCAUUAUGAUCAGAAAAAUGUAUGGGUAUGAUCCAAGCAAGUACCACGACAAUGAAAAGGAUGAUAAAGCCAUGGAGGCUACUUUUGAAGAUAUUCAGAGCGAGGAAAGAAGAAGUGCCAAAAUUGCAAGGAAAGAGGACCAAGAAGAGCUUCGCAAGAUUGUAGCUGAAGAAUCAAAAGCUCGCUUGAUGAAAGAGACUGCCAAGAAACGCAAGCUUAUCCACUGA
Coffea eugenioides is the source of this 618-nucleotide messenger RNA. Its product is annotated as protein SPT2 homolog. Bases 1 to 618 code for a protein of 205 amino acids. The transcript has a single exon. Gene Ontology annotation, cellular component: nucleolus. The record is from RefSeq and is a predicted model, not a curated record. Lineage: Eukaryota; Viridiplantae; Streptophyta; Magnoliopsida; Gentianales; Rubiaceae. Gene Ontology annotation, biological process: regulation of DNA-templated transcription; nucleosome assembly. Gene Ontology annotation, molecular function: histone binding; DNA binding.